AUGGCUGUGCUUCCUGAUGCAGCGUCACUCGCUGGGUUCUUAGCAAGCACGCUUUUCAUAGAAUCCACAGUAACUCGGUCUCGUCAGGAUAAUGACUCCGAGGGCAAGUGUGAAUUGGUGGGCACGUUUUCCCUUAUUACCCAGGCAUUGUUGGGUCUUUUAUGUCUACUGUCGCUUUUAGUCAAGAGGUUUUACGAAUACCCUGUGAGGAGAACAUGGCCAGUCUGGAUGUUUGACGUUUCUAAGCAGGUGAUUGGAGCGUUUGGAGUACAUGUAUUCAAUGUUCUACUAUCUAUCAUUAAGACACUGCCCGAGGAAUGGCUCAGUGCAACUGGAGAUGAAACCGGCGAUCCAUGCGAUUGGUACUUCUUGAGUAUUGUGUUUGACUGUACUAUUGGCGUGUACAUUCUUUACCUCGUGUUCCGCUGUUUCAACUGGUUCGCCAAAACCCAUCUUGGCUUCACCCAGAUAGAAUCAGGCCAAUAUGGACCAGAUCCUCACAAUCCAAGUAAGCGUGCUUAUAUUAAGCAGCUUGGUAUUUAUUUCGGUGCGUUGAUGGCGACCAAGUUCAUCUUGUAUGGCUUGGUGGAGUGCUUUGAGACAGAGCUCUUAUGGAUAACGAGCAAGAUCCUCUUAGCAUGGCUCGAUGAAUACCCGAAUGAGUUCGAGAUAUUCGUUGUGAUGUUCCUUGUGCCCAUCUUUAUGAACUGUUUGCAGUUGGUGUUGAUUGACAACUUCAUUCAAAAUCAGGUCAUUUACAGAACCAACGCCAGAAGCCACAGAAGACGCUCCCAUGACGCCACUCACCACGAUAUAGAAGAAGGCAACGGUCUCUUGCCGAAAAGAUCACAUCCAGACGAGGAGAAUCAAGCAGACCACUACGGAUCUACAAGCUGA
This is a messenger RNA of Candidozyma haemuli, 897 nucleotides long. RefSeq lists its product as uncharacterized. Lineage: Eukaryota; Fungi; Ascomycota; Pichiomycetes; Serinales; Metschnikowiaceae. The coding region runs from base 1 to 897 and encodes 298 amino acids. The transcript has a single exon. Gene Ontology annotation, cellular component: membrane. The record is from RefSeq and is a predicted model, not a curated record.